This is a messenger RNA of Meloidogyne enterolobii, 322 nucleotides long. NCBI's taxonomy places the organism in Eukaryota, Metazoa, Nematoda, Chromadorea, Rhabditida, Meloidogynidae. The record is from the annotation of a GenBank genome assembly.
UUUCCUGAAAAUCCUUAAAUUAAAAAACAUGUUUGCCCUAAAAGCAUUAAUCCCCUUAAUGUUGUUUGUCAUAAUAAAAUCACAAAAAGCACCCGUACCAAAUAAAAAAUGUUUAGAUUGUAUCUGCUUUGUUGAGUCCCAAUGCAAGCCUCUUCAAUGUAAAUGGGAUGAUGAUGCUAAUAGUUGUGGGUACUUACAGAUUAAACUAAACUACUACAAGGAUUGCGGUACUCCCGAUCUUAAAAAGGGCGAAAAGGUUGAAGAUGGAUGGCAGCGUUGUGCACUCAACAAAGAUUGUGCUUAUAAAUGCAUGACAGUAUAA